Messenger RNA from Bombina bombina (fire-bellied toad), 3576 nucleotides. RefSeq lists its product as uncharacterized. The transcript has 9 exons. Lineage: Eukaryota; Metazoa; Chordata; Amphibia; Anura; Bombinatoridae. The record is from RefSeq and is a predicted model, not a curated record. Gene Ontology annotation, biological process: superoxide metabolic process. Bases 14 to 2728 code for a protein of 904 amino acids. Gene Ontology annotation, molecular function: metal ion binding.
UGCCAGCAUAGAUAUGUUAGAUGUAAAUGGAUCAAUCUCACUCUACCCAGACACCCAGACCCUCAUUGUCAACCUGUCUGCUAUUUGUAAGAGUGUUAACAUAUCAAUACAUGACUUCCCAGUGACCUAUGGAAUUUUUCAGGACCCAUGCAACAUUCAGAACAUAGGUCCCUCCCUUUAUAAUUUCAGCCUGACCAGUGUUGUAUCAGUACAUUUAGGGGACUGGCUGUGGCCUGUUGGACGCUCUGUAGUGAUAGAAACCUGUGGGCACAGUACCUGUGCUAAUUUUCAUGACUCCCGUGGUUCUGAACAAGUUUGGCAAAUCAUAUUUCAUAGCUUCCUGGUUGGUCAAGUUCACUUGCUGCAAGGAUCAAACCAAACUUCUAUUACAGCUCUCACUGAAUUGGCUUUAUUGGAAGGAAUCCCUUUGUUUGCUGCCUCUUUGUACUUCUCAGAUAAUUGCCUAAGUCAUGAUAGAUAUUUCUUGGGAAAUGUUGGAGUAGGAAACAGAUUUAAUUCUGCUAGGAACCAUAUAGAACUAAAUGUGUCUUCUGUAAUGCCCUUCCUUGUAAUUGAAUAUCAAACCCAGCUGGCAUGUGCAGAGGUGAGGAAUUUGCAGUCUAAGAAGGCAACAGCCCAAUUUAACAUGUUGGGUGUCAAUGGCUCCUUUAUCUUCCAGCAGAAGUCUCCUUUUCACCAAACCCAGUUAAAAAUUGAAUUAUGGAAACUCAGGGGCUUAGCUGACCACUACAGUAUUCAUUCUCUUCCUGUUCCUGCCCGUCAAUAUACCAGCCAGGACCUGUGUGGAGUUAUGGGGACAGGGGAGAUAUGGAAUCCUUUUGCAAUCAGUGAAAACCGCCUUAGAAAUGAAUGGCUAUUGGGUGACCUCAGUGGACGUCAUGGAUCUCUGAAGGGUCGAGAAGAAUUUAAAACUGUACUAGUUGACCAGAAUCUUUCUCUUUAUGGCAUUAACAGCAUCAUAGGCCGGUCAGUUGUGAUAUCUCAGAUAAAUGGCUUGCACUGGGUUUGCAGCACCAUCAGGCAAGAAGGAAAAAUGUUUGUGGCACAAGCCUCUUUCCAUAUGUCAAUUGUUGGUAGAGUAAUAUUCUGGCAGCCUCUAGAAAACCCAUAUGAUCUUUCUAUAUUGAUAGAACUGUCGCCCAUCUCAGGUAUUGCUAGCAAAGACCAUAACUGGCAUGUCCAUGAAUAUCCACUUCAAGGUGAGGAGGAUACUUGUAAUAAUACUGGUGGGCAUUUGAACCCCUACAAGGCGCCAACAGGGUUCAAUUACAGCCAGGCAUGCAAGAAUUCUAGCCCUUUCCUUUGUGAAAUGGGAGAUUUUACAGGAAGACACAUGCCCAUUACUUUUAACGGUUCCAAUCUCACUCGGUACUUUUUCACUGAUACUUUUGCAUCUCUUAAUGGGUCAACUUCUAUUUUAGGUAAACCUUUGGUUAUCCAUGGACCUGAAAGAUCCUUGUCACGUAUAGCCUGUGCCAACAUUAUUCUCAAACACCCAAUGCAGGGAAAGACAGGCCCUUGGUUUGGGUCGGGUGAUGCUCAAGGGGAGCUCAGUGCCUCACAGGCAACUGAUCUGGAUCCCACAUCUAUUCAGAUUUAUUUUCAAGGACUAAAAGGCUAUGCAGGGGGUUUCCAUAUUCAUCUCCUACCAGUCCGUGGAAAUUCAGAUAAUCCCUGCUCAGAUACUCUUAUACAAGGUCACUUUAAUCCUUUUGGGGUCAAUAUAUUAGAUUCCCCAAUCACUGGUAAUGGCACAGACGAUGAGUAUGAAGUAGGGGACAUCAGUGGAAGACGAGGUUCACUUAAAAACAAAGACCAGAUGACCACACAAUUCUUGGACACAAAUUUUCCUCUCUUUGGCACAAACAGUAUCCUGGGACGGUCACUGGUUAUUCACUAUGUCAAUGGAUCCAGAAUGCAAUGUUCCAGCUUCCUUCCUGAGAUGACAACUGAUGGAGAACGGAUUCAAGCCAAAGUUUAUUUUCCUUUUGGAAAUUUCUCUUUUACCCAGAUGGUUUAUUCAGAUGGUGGAUCUAGUGAUACAAUAAUCCUUGUUGAUCUACAAGUACCCUUAUCAGUCCCAAGUAAGGGCUCCAGCCUCACUUGGAACAUUUCUACAUCAUUUUUUGGAGAUGAAGUUUACAACCCCUACGGAAUACCGAAAGUAGUGCAGGAUCCCUCACUGAGCAGCCCUCACAAUCUCCUGCACUGUAGAGUUGGAGACCUAACAACAAAACAUGGAAACAUGACUGUAGGACAAACGUAUCUGGUGACAGACACCAACCUCCCCUUAGCUGGUGACUUUACAGUCCUAGGAAUGUUCCUCAACGUAGGGAUUCCCAGUUACUCUGUCAGCAACCAAAUUCUACCUGAUGUGCCCAUCACCUCUAUCAUGUUCUCAAGGGGAAUCCCAUUUAACAGGUCUGCAUUCCGUGAGACCGUGUCCGUGGCCCUGAGGAUCCCCUCCUGGAAAGUGACAGUGUUACGCAGAAUACAAGAGGUCAAUGUGGAGUGUCAAGAAGUCAAAGUCUUUGUCAUUGGUUUUCAUGACAUAUCUGCUUUAGCCUCAUUACAAACUCAUCAAUCAUUGGUCUCUAUUGGUGCUGCCCCUCAGUGUUUACCAGUGUCUGCUGGAGAUCGCAGGUUAUGGGCACUCACUCAGUUGUCCUAUUUGUCUUCAGUUGUCUACAUCCUGCUGCUGCGAUGAUGUGAUCAUUUUAUCCCAGUGUGUUUAGUGCCUGCAACCCUGAUCUGCCUUAGUUACUGUGAAAUGCUUCUAGUCUGAGUGAAUAAGUUCUCUUCGCCUUCUCCGGUUUAUCAGAGAGACCAUUGUAACUCCUGGGAGGGUUUUUUACAGUGUUCCACCAAAACCAUUACUUUGUAACUGCUAUUCCAUCUAGUAAAUCCCAGUGGCCAUGUUAAUCCUGGUCCUCAGAACACAGUGCACAAACUAUCAAUUCAAAAUUAAGUGGUUGCUAUGGAAACUUCCUUAUCUAACAAUCAUAUACAAAAUGUGAGUUAUCCCAUUAAACCCUUAAGCAUGCAGGAUCUAGACCUUUUUAAACUGUGGUGCCAACAAAAUUAACAUAAAGAUGAAUGUCGAGUCUAAAGGGUCAUAAAAAUUAUUUCUUUUUAGUUAAAUCCAAUCAACCCUUGUUUUGGGAAGGGGCCUAAAAUAGUCCUGACUGCUUGAGAUUUGUAAACUAGAACUGAUUGUUCUUAGGACCUAAUUAAUAAGGUUAAAUUGUAAAAUACAAUUUAUUUUCUGGCUAUAACUGACGAAGGGGCAUGUCCUCAAAAGUAUUGGCAGAUUUAAACUCUCGGUAUGACUUUACUUGUUUAUAUAUAUAUUCUAAUUACUGUUAGAUUAAAGAUUGUCAACAUCGUUUUGUCUGUAUAAAACUGAUAGUUAUUUAGUAAUUAGUACAUGUAUUUUUAGGCAACAACAAAUUAGUGACAGUAGAUAAACUUUGCUUAUAUUUAAACAUAGAAUAAUUAUUUUACGAACUGCUUUACACUGGGAUAAAUAUUUUAAAAUAAAGAAAAUAAAAAAAU